Hemiscyllium ocellatum (epaulette shark) is the source of this 2459-nucleotide messenger RNA. RefSeq names its product membrane metallo-endopeptidase-like 1 (gene mmel1). Gene Ontology annotation, molecular function: metalloendopeptidase activity. The transcript is spliced from 22 exons. Gene Ontology annotation, biological process: protein processing. Gene Ontology annotation, cellular component: plasma membrane. The coding region runs from base 4 to 2265 and encodes 753 amino acids. Lineage: Eukaryota; Metazoa; Chordata; Chondrichthyes; Orectolobiformes; Hemiscylliidae. The record is from RefSeq and is a predicted model, not a curated record.
AUAAUGGGAAAGACCGAAAGCCAGAUGGACAUCGUGGAGAAGUCGACAAAGUCAGCCAAGAAAAGUUGGAAUUUCGUUGAGAUUACACUAACGGUGCUGCUCCUCAUCAUGACAUGUGCAGUGGUGGCGCUGGUUGUAUUGUACACCAGCCAUAGAGGCAAACAGUUCUCCAGUAAUUUGGACAAUGUGUGCAUGACCUCGGACUGUGUGGCUGCAGCUGCAAGGAUAAUCCAGAAUAUGGAUUCAUCUGUCUCACCAUGCGAAGACUUUUAUAGGUAUGCCUGUGGAGGUUGGCUGAAUCAGCAUAUUAUACCAGAGACUAAACCUGAAUACAGUACGAUAGAUAUUCUAAGGGAUAAACUGAACAUCAUUCUGAAAGGUGUUUUAGAGAUGCCAGAUGAUGGAGACCGUGAAGCUUUUAAGAAAGCUAAACAGCUGUAUAAAUCCUGCACAAAUGAGAGUUCGCUUGAGGAAAGGGACUCUGAGCCACUCCUAAAUCUGUUGGAUGAAAUUGGAGGAUGGCCAGUUACCACAUCUGAUUGGGAUAUCACAAAAGAGCCUGAUUGGAGUUUGGAGACCAUCCUACCACAUCUUAAUACCUAUUACAAUAAGAAAUCUAUUGUGGGGAUGUUUGUUUUGAUUGAUGGCAAGAACUCGAGUAGACAUAUCAUUCAUGUUGAUGAGCCAACUCUGGGGAUGCCUUCCAGAGAUUAUUAUUUUGGAAAUGGAAACUACAAGAAGGUGCGUGAAAUUCAUUUGCAAAUUAUGAUCACAAUUGCUAAGAUGAUCAGGGAAGACAGAAAUGUGACAAAAAAUGAUACUUUUGUUGAAGAAGAAAUGACCAAAGUCCUGGAGUUUGAAACUGAAUUGGCAAAUGCUACUGCAUGUUCAGAGGAAAGUCGCGAUGUUAUGCAGUGCUACAAUAGAAUGACACUUCCAGAACUUCAAAUGAAAUUUGAUCUCAAUGGAUUUAACUGGACACAGUUUCUUCAAGGGAUUCUGGCUAGCGUUGAUAUUGAAGUCCAUCCAGAAGAAGAAAUUGUGGUUACUGACACUGACUAUCUUCAGAAACUCAAGCGUAUUCUCCCAAAAUACUCAAAGAGUACUCUUCAGAACUACCUAGCUUGGCAGCUGAUCUUGGACCAUGUUAACAACUUAAGCCGGCGCUUUAAGGAUGUCCACGCCAACUACCAGAAGGCAUUGUUUGGUGUUAGUCGGGAAGAAGCUCGUUGGCAAGAAUGUACCCGCAACAUUAAUAGCUUGAUGAAAAAUGCAGUGGGAGCGCUCUAUGUGAGAGAGGCAUUUGCUGGCAAGAGCAAGAGAAUGGUAAAGGAUUUAAUUGAUAAAAUUCAAGAAGUGUUUAUUGAAACAUUGGAUGAGCUGGAAUGGAUGGAUGGUCCUUCAAAACAGAAGGCACAAGGGAAGGUCCUGGCAAUAAGAGAGAAAAUUGGAUAUCCAGACUACAUCUUGGAAGAUGACAAUCCCAGGCUGGAUGAGGAAUACAAACAUCUAAACUUCAGUAAAAACAAAUACUUUGAAAAUGUCCUUGCAAGUUUGAAGGCAAAUGCACAGAAAAACCUUAGGAAGCUACGGGAGCAAGUCAGUCAAGAUACAUGGAUUUUAGGAGUUGCAGUUAUAAAUGCGUUUUAUUCACCUAAUCAAAACCAGAUAGUUUUUCCAGCUGGGAUUUUGCAGCCCCCCAUCUUCAGUCCACACCAGCUUCAAGUACUAAACUUCGGAGGAAUUGGCACAGUGAUUGGUCAUGAAAUAAUACAUGGAUUUGAUGACAAUGGCAGAAAGUAUGAUAAAGAUGGCAACUUGUAUGAUUGGUGGAGCAAUUUCUCAACCGUGCAUUUUAAUGACCGAUCCCGCUGCCUGGUUCAUCAAUAUGGAAACUAUAUGUGGGAUUUAGCUGGUGGGCAGAAUGUGAGCGGGAUCAAUACUUUGGGUGAAAAUAUCGCAGACAAUGGAGGUGUCAGACAAGCAUACAAGGCCUAUUUAAAAUGGGUGAAGAACGAAGGUGAAGAAAUGAAACUGCCUGGCUUGGAUCUGACACACAAACAGAUUUUCUUUCUUAACUUUGCUCAGAUGUGGUGUGGGUCAUACAGGCCUGUGAGUGCCAUGCUACACAUUACUCAUGAUGUUCACAGCCCACUGAAGUUCAGAGUCAUUGGUACCCUCCAGAACUUUGAAGCUUUUGCUGAGGCCUUCCAGUGUGAAACAGGGAAUGUGAUGCACCCAGCCGAGAAAUGCCGAGUGUGGUAACCAAAGAUCAACAGCACUGUUUGUUGACACCAUCAAAACCUUCAACGUCGUUGACUUACAUGAUCGCUGACAAAAGCCAAUAGAUGUGCCUAAUAUUCUCUCUCUCCAUCAAUCACAGCCAAGGAGAUUGUUCUUAUUCUCAGCUACUCCAAGUGUAUAUAAACAGAAAGGAUAAUUAGUGGGUAAUAGAUUGU